AUGCCUCACGCGAACGCAAUCUUCCAGAACUGCUUCUACGUCGCCAACAUGCUCAAUGGGAUCCUCUACGGGGUCGAGCUAGUACUAUACGCCGUCAGCACGUCCAUUAUGUUGAACAAUAAAGACGAGCGGAACACACGCAGUUAUCGGCUGUUCCUUUUGCUGAGCACAGGACUGCUCCUCAUGAUCACCGUCUACGUCGCCGUGCAAGCCCUCUUCGGUGAAGAAAUGUGGAUCAUUCACGCAGACUACCCCGGAGGAUCCGCUGCUUACCAAGCGGACCAUGCCGCAGUGUGGUACGAAACCUUAGGUAGUGUGGCAUCAGUAGCACUGAACCUCAUAAGCGAUGGGUUGCUGCUCUAUCGAUGCUACGUUGUCUGGACAGACCGGCGUGUUCUUAUUUUUCCAUUAAGCCUAUAUUUGAUCACCUUCGGCGAGUAUUUGAAACUUCUCGUUUCAGACGGUCACAUCCCACAUUCCAACUUCUUCACCGGUGCGAGCCAGCACGUCGCGCUGUCUUACGCGACCGUCGUCAUCUCGCUCAACUUCACGCUCUCUUCUCUGAUAUGUGGUCGGCUGCUCUAUCACGCCCACGGUGUCGAGCACCUGUUAGGCCGGGACGUCGCACAGAAAUACACUGGGGCGGUCGCGCUGAUCGUCGAGGCCGCCCUUCCAUACACCCUCUUUGGCAUCGCCUAUGUCAUAACGUUGGGCCUGCACAGCCCAACGACGAUUCUGUUUAUGUCGCUCUAUGUCAUGUUCACCUGCAUAUCGCCGCAACUGAUCAUUAUCCGCGUUGUCCUGGGUCGCAGCUUCUCCUUGGAAAACAACUCUACUUCCCAGCUCAGUUCCAACGUUCACUUCACAACAUCUAUCUCGACAUCUACCCCCGAAGAAGGCGUCCCAGACUCGGGACUAGGCUCAGUGGUCAGCGUCGAGAAGAAACACCGUUACCGGUGGUCCCGGAGUUCAGGGGCCUCGGGUUCCUCUACAGUAGAGGUCGUCUGA
This is a messenger RNA of Dichomitus squalens LYAD-421 SS1, 1008 nucleotides long. RefSeq lists its product as uncharacterized. The transcript is spliced from 5 exons. The record is from RefSeq and is a predicted model, not a curated record. Lineage: Eukaryota; Fungi; Basidiomycota; Agaricomycetes; Polyporales; Polyporaceae. The coding region runs from base 1 to 1008 and encodes 335 amino acids.